AUGGGGGAUGAGAAUGGAGUGGGAAAGAGGGCAAAGAAAUAUGACAGAAAGCUGGCUAUGCAGGAAGGUGGCCAGCAAGAAAUUAUCAGUGACAGGGUAGAAACAUCAAGGCAGAAGGGUGCAACUGAGCAAAGUCACUUGGCUCAUAGCAGGUGGGAAACAGAACACGAGAAGAAUUCAGAAAGGGGCCAGAGGCCAGAUAUAGACCCAAUGAUCCACCAAGACACAGCCAAAAAGAGGUUGUUCUCGCGAGACCUCCGCGUCGAGCGCGCUCGCACUUUCCCGGCGGCGCUCCAAUCUCCUCAGAGUUGGGGGCUCGGCGGGCGGCGCUCGGGGCUCGAGGGCGGGCGGCGCGGUGUGGAUGGAGGCGCCUGCUCAGCCCGCCUGACUCUGAGCGGCCGGAUUGUGAGGGGAGCGGCGGCGGACUCCGCGGGCCCCAGCUUGGUUGACUAUAUUGUGGAGUAUGACUGUGAUGCUGUACAUGAUGAUGAAUUAACUAUUCGAGUUGGGGAAAUCAUCAGGAAUGUGAAAAAACUACAAGAAGAAGGAUGGCUGGAAGGGGAACUAAAUGGGAGAAGAGGAAUGUUCCCUGAUAAUUUUGUCAAGGAAAUUAAACGAGAAACAGACACUAAGGAUGACAAUUUGCCCAUCAAACGGGAAAGGCAUGGAAAUGUAGCAAGUCUUGUACAACGAAUACGCACUUAUGGCCUUCCAGCUGGAGGAAUUCAGCCUCAUCCACAAACCAAAAACAUUAAGAAGAAGACCAAGAAGCGUCAGUGUAAAGUUCUCUUUGAAUACAUUCCACAGAAUGAGGACGAGCUGGAGCUGCAGGUGGGAGAUAUCACUGAUAUUAAUGAAGAGGUGGAAGAAGGCUGGUGGAGUGGAACCCUGAACCACAAGGUGGGAUUGUUUCCCUCAAACUUCGUGAAGGAGCUGGAGGACACAGACGACAGUGAUUCUCUAGAAGCCCAGGAUGAGCCAGACUCUGUUCUGACUGCGCCAACCUCGCCUUUACCUUCCCCGGGGAAUGGUGGUGAGACUGCACCAGGAACAGUCACUCAGCCAAAGAAAAUUCGAGGAAUUGGGUUUGGAGACAUUUUCAAAGAUGGGUCUUUGAAACUUAGGACAAGAACAUCCAGUAGUGAAACAGAAGAGAAAAAGCCAGAAAAGCCCUUAAUCAUGCAGUCUCUAGGACCCAAAACCCAGAAUGUGGAGAUAACAAAAACAGACACCAAAGGUAAAAUUAAAGCUAAGGAAUAUUGUAGAACAUUAUUUGACUAUGAAGGCUCUAAUGAAGAUGAACCUUCUUUUAAAGAAGGGGAGAUAAUUCGUUUGAUAAGUAAGGAGACUGGAGAGGCUGGCUGGUGGAAGGGUGAGCUGAAUGGGAAGGAAGGAGUGUUUCCAGACAACUUUGCCAUUCAGAUCGGUGACCUGGAUAAGGACUUUCCUAAACCAAAGAAACCACCACCUCCUACCAAAGGUCCAGCUCCAAAGCCUGACACGUUAGCUGCAGAAAAGAAGCUUUUUCCUAUAAAGCCUGAAGAAAAAGAUGAAAACUCACUGCUGGAGCAGAAACCUAAACCAGCUGCUCCACAAGUCCCACCCAAGAAGCCUACUCCACCCACCAAAGCCAACAGUUUGUUGAGAUCUCCUGGAACAGUUUUCCCAAAAAGGCCUGAAAAACCAGUUCCUCCACCACCUCCUUCAGCCAAGAUUAAUGGAGAAAUUUCUACCAUUUCAUCAAAAUUUGAAACUGAGCCAGUAUCAAAACCAAAGCUAGAUUCUGAACAGUUGUCAGUUAGACCAAAAUCAGUAGACCUUGAUUCACUUAUAGCAAGAAGCUCUAAAGAAACAGAUGUUGUAAAUUUUGAUGACAUAGCCUCCUCACAGAACUUGCUACAUCUCACUGCAAAUAGACCAAAGAUGCCUGGCCGCAGGCUCCCGGGCCGCUUCAAUGGUGGACAUUCUCCAACUCACAGCCCAGAAAAAACCUUGAAGUUACCAAAAGAAGAUGAUAGUGCCAACCUAAAACCAUCUGAGUUCAAAAAGGACACGUGCUACUCUCCGAAGCCCUCUGUGCACCUUUCAACACCUUCAAGUGGUUCUCAAGCCAGUGCAGCUGGUUUCCUCACUCCAUUAGAAGUCAAAGCUAAAGUGGAAACAGAUGAUGGGAAAAAAAUUUCUGUGGAUGAACUUCGAGCUCAGAUUAUUGAAUUGAUGUGCAUUGUUGAAGCACUGAAAAAGGAUCAUGGGAAAGAACUGGAAAAACUGAGAAAAGAUUUGGAAGAAGAGAAGGCACUGAGAAGCAAUCUAGAGGUGGAAAUAGAGAAGCUAAAAAAAGCUGUCUUAUCUUCUUGAGGUGGCAUGGACCCAGUGUGUUAACAUUCCAAGGAUUCAGAAGCAACACUAUGAAUUCAACUGACUUGGGCUUUAAAACAUCAAUGUUGGUGAUGUGAUGCAGAAAUAUGAGUAUAUGAACUAUAAUAUCUAUUGAAAAGUUGGGGGAGGGUAAAAUUUUUAUAUAUAUAUUUUGUUUUGCCAAUAUGAAAUGAAACGAGGCCUUAUUUCUUACUGUGCUGGGAUUGCGAACAUUUUUGCUUGUUUGUUUGCUUGAAAAUACUGCUGAGUCUGUA
Molecule: messenger RNA, 2633 nt
Organism: Heterocephalus glaber (naked mole-rat)
Lineage: Eukaryota; Metazoa; Chordata; Mammalia; Rodentia; Bathyergidae
Product: CD2-associated protein
Molecular function (GO): protein binding
Source: RefSeq, a predicted model, not a curated record